Fraxinus pennsylvanica is the source of this 2868-nucleotide messenger RNA. The record is from the annotation of a GenBank genome assembly. NCBI's taxonomy places the organism in Eukaryota, Viridiplantae, Streptophyta, Magnoliopsida, Lamiales, Oleaceae.
AUGGGAAUUCGAUCGAUCGGUAGGGGGAGCAGCAACAAUUACAGCGAAGAGCUGGCGAUUUUUCUGAGGGAGAAAGCAGCUCAGCUAGACGCGAGUGAUCAAGAGCUCAACCUUCUACGCAGUGGUUCUGCUCCGCCCACUAUGGAGGGAUCCUUAAGCACUGGCCUAUUCGGUAUCGGUGGUGUUUUGGAGGAGGAGCUGAGGUCUGAUCCAUCCUACAUUUCGUACUACUACCAGAAUGCAAAAUGGAACCCGCGCCACCCACACCCGUUGUUAUCCAAAGAAGACUGGCAAUUUGCUCAGAGGCUGCAGGGCGCAGUUGGGGGCGGAGGGGGCUCCGAGGUUGGGGAUAGGAGGAGAGUGAGUAGCAAUGACUUUGGUGGAGGGGAUUCACUCUUCUCCAUGCAGCCAGAUCUUGGAGUAGGAAAAGGUGAAAAUAAAUUGGAGGUGGCACAACAGAAGGAAUGUAGUGGUGAUGGAUUGUUUGUUUUCCCGGGAAUGAGAUUAAUGAGUAAGCAGAAGAGAAUUGGAGGAAUGAUUCAGGAUGAUACGAGUAAUACACCAUUGGUUUGUAGACCUCCAUCUUGCCCUGCCAGCCAUGCAUUUGAAAAUGACAAAUCUUCUGAUUCACAUGCCGCCAAUCAUCAUGAGAUAGAAUCAUUGGAUGCAUUUUGUACUGGCAUAAAGGCUAAAGGAGCGUCAUCACUGCAAAGCAUUAAUCCAUUAGCUCCUCAUACGUAUGCCUCUUCUUUAGCUGCUUCUUUGUCAAGAACUGCUACUUCUGACCCUCAACUUAUUGCUAGAGCUCCUAGUCCUCGCAUCCCUCCUGUUGGAGGUGGAAUGAUGAGCUCACUGGAUAGGACAAAUGUGAAUAUUCCUAAGUCAUUUGAUGGUGUUUCGCCUAAUAUUAGCCACUCUGCCAAUUUAGUUACUGCUUUGUCUGGAAUGAGUCUGUCAGCGAGUAGCAUGGUGGAUGAAGGGCAGCAUCCAACCUCUCAGAUUCAUCAUGAGAUUGAUGCUCAUCAGACUCUGUUCCAUUCGCGAAGUGAUCUAUCUGCAAUCAAGAACAGUUCAUACUUGAACAAGUCUGGUAUGAUGCAAUAUUAUGAUCUAGCUAUGUCCUCAGAAAAUUUAUUAUCGAAGGGGUCAUCUAUGGCUACUCUGAAUAGUGGAGGAAGUCCAUUAUCUCAGUAUCCUAAUAAUAGUCUGAAUUCAUCUCUAUCAAACAACAGCUUUGGUGGUUUUGCUACAAAUCCCUCAUCACCAUCUAUGUCGGGAAAUCCGCUUGGUGAUGGUAAUUUUCCAUAUUUGGUUGAGAACAUUUCUACUGGCACUGUGAUUGGAUCUGUAAUCAACUCUAGAGCAAUGGAAGGAGGCUUGAUUUUAGGACCUAAUUUAUAUGCUGCUGCAUUGGAACUGCAGAGUCUGGGUAGACUUGGAAAUCAUAGUGCAGAACAUGCUUUACAUAUGGCACUAAUGGACCCGUCAUAUCUUCAGUACUUGAGAUCACAUAUGGAGUUGCUUGGGUUGCAGAAACCUUACCUUGAAGCUUUAAUUCAGAAGUCGCAAUAUGGCCUUGCUUUCGGCAAAACCGGUAAUCUGAAUCAUGGUUUCUAUGGAGACCCUGAAUUUGCUCAUGGUAUGUCAUAUCCUGGAAGCCCAAUGGGGGACCCAGUUAUCUCUAAUCUCUCUUUCAGAUCUAGUAGUCCUGUCAGGCAUGGAGAACAGAUCAUGCAUUUUCCUGCAGGGUUGAGGAAUAUACCUGGCUGUUUUAUCGGUGGUAAUUUGGAGGAAAGUUUUGCGUCUUCUUUGUUGUAUGAGUUCAAGAGCAAUAAAACUAAGUGUUUCGAUCUUGCAGAGAUUGCCGGUCAUGUUGUUGAGUUCAGUGUGGAUCAGUAUGGAAGUCGGUUUAUCCAACAAAAACUUGAAAUUGCCAGUGUACAAGAGAAGAAUAUGGUCUUCCAUGAAAUUAUGCCCCAUGGACUUUCCCUGAUGACAGAUGUAUUUGGUAACUACGUAAUCCAGAAGUUUUUUGAACAUGGAAGUGCAUCACAGAUUAGACAAUUAGCUGAGCUGCUAACUGGGCAUGUCCUAAACCUUAGCCUCCAAAUGUAUGGUUGCCGAGUAAUCCAAAAGGCAAUAGAAGUUAUUGAGUUGGACCAGCAGAGUAGAAUUGUUGCAGAGCUUGAUGGUCAUGUUAUGCGCUGUGUGCGCGAUCAGAAUGGGAAUCACGUCGUACAAAAAUGUAUUGAAUGUGUUCCUGAAAGUGUCAUUGAGUUUAUUGUUACAACAUUUUACUAUCAAAUUGUGACAAUGUCCACUCAUCCAUAUGGCUGUCGUGUGGUACAGAGAGUCCUGGAGCACUGCCAUAAACCCCAAACCCAGAGCAUGGUGAUGGACGAGAUUUUGCAAUCUGUUUUCAUGUUGGCACAAAAUCAAUAUGGAAACUACGUUAUUCAGCAUGUAUUGGAGCACGGGAAACCACAGGAGCGAUCAGCUAUAAUUAAUCAAUUAAUUGGGAAGAUUGUUGCAAUGAGCCAACAGAAGUUUGCGUCCAAUGUCAUAGAGAAAUGCUUAUCAUUUGGAACUCCAGGAGAACGUCAGACUUUGGUAAAUGAGAUUCUUGUCUCCACUGACGAAAAUGAACCGCUUCAGGUCAUGAUGAAAGAUCAGUUUGCGAACUACGUUGUACAAAAGAUGCUGGAGACUUGUGAUGAUCAGCAACUUGAGCUGAUUCUUAACCGAAUAAAGGUUCAUUUAAGUGCUCUUAAGAAGUAUACAUAUGGGAAGCAUAUUGUUGCCCGUGUUGAGAAACUUGUUGCUACUGGAGAAAAGAGGAUCAGCAUCCUGUCUUCAUCUUCUGCUUGA